Sclerotinia sclerotiorum 1980 UF-70 is the source of this 168-nucleotide messenger RNA. RefSeq lists its product as hypothetical. NCBI's taxonomy places the organism in Eukaryota, Fungi, Ascomycota, Leotiomycetes, Helotiales, Sclerotiniaceae. The transcript is spliced from 4 exons. Gene Ontology annotation, biological process: protein secretion; intracellular transport. The record is from RefSeq and is a predicted model, not a curated record. Bases 1 to 168 code for a protein of 55 amino acids.
AUGGUUUUCAGCUCUAUUCAAUUUCCAAUCAGCGCUACUAGUGCUACUCCUCCUCAUAUGACUUUUACUGGCUUAUUCUGGAAGUGCGCGAGGAUAGGAGAACGAUUGAGUCCUUACAUAAGUGUUUGCUGUGUUGUUAUGGCUGUUUCUCUUUUCAUCGGUAACUAA